GGCUGCAUUUGGGUUAUGGUGGCAAGCAUCUGGAAUCUAACUCGUAGCGCGCAUAAAAGCUGUUAGUUUGUCGCGCAAUGUUCCCGCGAGAAUGUGAGGGUGUGAGUGUGGAUCCCCGGUGUUUUAUCGAUCUCAAGUUUCGCGGUGACGUUCAAAAUCUAGUGGCUAUGGCACCUGUUUCUGUGACCUGUUUGACGAGAUUCUCCCAGAGUUGCUGCCCACAAUCGCAAGGGCUUUGGAAAAGAAUUUCGGUUGGGUUUCUGUGUAGCUCUGUCAUGGUAAUGUCUUCUGGUUGGGCUUCUGCCGUCGAAGCAGUUCAAGCUUCCCCUUUAUCCGAUUACGUGGUCGCUGUGUUCACUUUGACUGGGGCUCUCGGAAUAUUACAAUUUUUUGACGAACUAGCCAAACGCGAUUUCUUAGAGAAGACGUUGAGUCGAAAGCUCUGCCACAUACUGUCUGGGUUGGUGUUUAUGCUGUUCUGGCCUCUUUUCAGCACUGCUCCUCUUGCUAAGUAUCUGGCAGCCUUUGCACUUGUGGCAAACGGAUUUCGUAUGAUUGGGUUAGGGCUUGGUCUUUGGAAGAAUGAGUCUCUCGUAAAAGCAAUAAGCAGAGGAGGCAGCCGAAGGGAAUUGCUGCAGGGUCCCCUUUAUUAUGCAAUUGCAAUCUUGGUCGCAACACUUUUUUUCUGGCGAGAUUCACCUAUUGGCAUAUGUGCAAUUGCAACUUUGUGCGCAGGCGAUGGGUUUGCGGAUAUUGUGGGCAGAAAGUAUGGUAAGCUGAAGUUACCGUACAACAGCGACAAAUCAUACAUUGGCUCUGUGGCUUUCUUUAUGCUGGCCUCACUCGCGUCCACGGUAUACAUAGCUAUCUUCUCAGCAUGUGGGUUUUUCACAGCAACGCCGGGUGUUUAUAUUACGUCGCUAGCGGUGGCCCUUGCCGGUGCAAUUGUCGAGGGUUUGCCUCUCCCAAUUGAUGACAACUUCACUGUGCCUUUCACUGCAAUCGGAGUCGGCAUGCUAUUGUUUCCUUUUUAAGCACGAACUGCAGUUCACAUUCUGUCUAAUUGCCAUCGCUGCUUUGAUUUCAUUUCUUCUGCGACACGUGAACUCUAAAGACGUGAAUCCCCUUGGAUUUUCGACUAUUUCUUAAGUCUUGCACAUCAAGUUUAGUAGCUUCACAGCAAGCCGCAGUAAUUAUAUGCAGAGCUACCGACAUAGUACUCCAAGUGUAUGAAGCACACUCUAAUGCUACUCCAAGCCAAAAGGACAAGCCGCUUUGCUAUAAUGACAAUGCUGCGAGAGCAUUCUAUGUUUAUUUUAUUUCAAUUCAAUGUUCAAAUGAGAUGGUUUUCGGGAAAAA
This is a messenger RNA of Physcomitrium patens, 1359 nucleotides long. Its product is annotated as putative phytol kinase 2, chloroplastic. Lineage: Eukaryota; Viridiplantae; Streptophyta; Bryopsida; Funariales; Funariaceae. Gene Ontology annotation, molecular function: kinase activity. The record is from RefSeq and is a predicted model, not a curated record.